GACGCGACGGGCGACGGGACGGCGCCGCCGCCUCCACCCUCCAGGCCGCCGCCUCCACCCUCCAGCCUCCGGCGCUCCGCGGAUCCGCGUCCGCCGCCCACCUCCCGGCCGGAAGCCUCACGUCGCCGGCUCGCCGCCCCAGCUAGGAGGACAAGAUGAAUAAAAGAAACAGAAUUGAUAGUUUUUUCCAAUUGCAAACCACAGAAUCGGGCACUUCAACUCAAGCUAGUGUUAAUAAUCCCCGUGUUACAGCUGCACUUGGGCCUGGUGAUAUUGAAUCAGAUCCUGGUUUGAGAAAACCAAUUGAGCAAUUGGAUCCAGAUGUUAGAGAUCUUGCUAGAAGGGAGUAUAUUAGUAGGGGAUCCAGAUGUUAACUAAUCUUGCAAGACCUGGUGAUACACGGUGGGGAUCACAUCAUAGGACCUUAUGCUGCCUUAUUUUGAUGUUGAAACCUGUUCUGAAGGUAUUAGAAAAUCUAUUCCUUGAUGCAGAGAAUGUUACACAAAGAACCACAGCUGGGGGUUGAUAAAGCACAUGGAGACAUUUGAAUUUGUUCUCAUAUUGCAUAUUAUGAUUAGAAUAUUGGGCAAGACUAAUGAUAUGUCAUAUUGCUUGCAAAAGAAGAAUCAGAACAUUGUGCGUGCUGUGGGAUUGAUCAAAUCCACAUUGGAUAGAAUUCAAGAGAUAAGGCAGGAUGGUUGGGAUGGGCUCCUUCAAGAGGUAACUGACUUUUGUCUCAAAUACAACAUUGUAGUGCCAAACAUGGAAGAUACAAGGACAUCCAAUGGUCGUUCAAGGACUUGGGGUGGGCAAUUGGUUACAUAUUAUCAUUAUUUCAGAAUUGAAAUAUUCAAUGUUCUGCAUGAUCAAAUUAUUGUUGAGUUGAACAACCGCUUUGCUGAAAGAUCCACUCAAUUGUUGAGAUGCAUAGCUUAUCUUGAUCCUAGAAAUUCAUUUGCCAAUUAUGAUGAAGACAAACUAGUUGAGCUUGCUAAUAUGUAUGUUGCUGACUUCUCUACAUAUGAAGUCGCUUUUGUCCUUAGAAACCAAUUGGAAUCAUUCAUCCAUGAAGCAAGAACUGAUUCUCAUUUGAUGAACUGUAAUGACCUUGGUCAUCUUGCCAUGAAGAUGGUUCUAGCUGAUAUGCACACAUCUUUCCCCUUGGUUUAUCGCCUUGUUGAGUUAGCAUUAAUUUUACCAGUUGCAACUGCAACAGUGGAAAGGGCCUUUUCAGCAAUGAGCAUCAUCAAGACUAGGUUGAGGAACAAGAUGGGUGAUGAUUGGAUGAAUCACAGAAUGGUCUGUUAUAUUGAGAGAGAUGUAUUUGUUAGUAUUGAAGAGUCAAAGAUCAUAGAGCGGUUUCAAGGAUAUUGCUCUCGUAAAGGCCUUUUACCUCGUCCUAGAAGGCUGGCUUCUUCUACUACCGAAGAUGAAGUCAUGGGAGGCUCGACAAGCUGAUCAUCAUUUGGUACCAUAUUUUGUAGUUUUGUUUCAUGUAUGCUACAUAUUGCCUUUUAUUAUAUCUGAAGUUGUGAGUUGAAUUGUUGAAACACCAUUAAAUAGAGUGCUUAAAUUAGCUAUAUUCUGUUAUGCCUUAGAACUGGGGUAAUUAUAGACAAAAAAAAAUUUGCCCUUUGUUGUUCGCCCGUGGCGUGACAAAUUCCUGGCUCCGCC
Lolium perenne is the source of this 1674-nucleotide messenger RNA. NCBI's taxonomy places the organism in Eukaryota, Viridiplantae, Streptophyta, Magnoliopsida, Poales, Poaceae. The record is from RefSeq and is a predicted model, not a curated record.